AUGUUCGGUGGAGGAGGAGGACAGCAGCAAGCUCCCAAGAAAACAACCCGAGAUGGCCAAAUGCCCAAACGCCGUGGACCCAAGCCGGAUAGCAAGCCUGCAUUGACCAGGCGACAAGAGCUGAACCGCCAGGCUCAGAGGACGCAUCGCGAACGAAAGGAGCAAUAUAUGCGGAAUUUGGAGACGGAAGUGUUGCGGUUGAAGGAGGCAUACACCACCGAGAUCGCCGAGGCCAAUGCGAAUGCCCAGCAGCAACGAGAGAUCAUUCAUGCAAUCCGGGACGAGAAUGAAAUCUUGCGAGAGAUCUUAGCCGCACAUGGAAUCCAAUACGAAGCCGAUCUGGAGCGCCGUCGAGCGGAGCGGCCCCCGAUGGUCGGCUACCAAUCUAGUCCUGUUGGUGGCAGCAGCACUGCAUCCGCAUCGCAGAUUGCAGGCUUCACUCACUCGGCCAGCAACCACAACACGACGCCUGCCACCACGAUAUCAUCCUCUGGCAUGAGCCCGCUUCACAAUACCGCCGAUCACUCCCACCCCGAGGUGUCGCCUCCAAUCGGGUAUGCGCCUCAACAGCAAGUAUAUCAGACCAGCCCAGGCGCGCAACCCAUGGGUAUGGAUCGGUCGUCAUGCGCACCAGUCGAUUCCGUGCAGCCCAUGCCUCGUAUAAGCGGUGUCUUCGAAAGUGACCCGCAACUACAGGUUGACUUUAUCCUAACCCUCGAAGGCCCUUGCCGCGAACACACAGACUACCUCUGCCGCCGUUCAGUCACAGAAGCCGAUGACGAGGAUAUGCCGUUCUCAGGCCAUGCUCUGAUGGCAACAUGCCCACCACCGAGCUACAUCGCCAAAACAACCCACGAACAACCAUACCCCCACAAAGCCCCCGACCUCCCGCAUGCAAACUUAAGCACUCUCCUCAACCUCAGUCGCCAGCUCGUCACCGAUGGCCAAAUUACACCCAUUAUGGCCCUACAAUGCCUUAAGAACCACGAGUUGUACACUACCCUCCGCCGCGAAGACGUCAAGAUCAUCAUAGAUACCCUCAACACUAAAGUCCGCUGCUACGGCUUCGGCGCAGUUGUCGAGGAUUUUGAGUUGAUUGAUUGUCUGAGCAGUGUUCUCGGCACCAAGGUCGAUCUCGGCAUGUCUGGCACAGCCGAUGAGUCGAUGUAUGGCUAA
Molecule: messenger RNA, 1176 nt
Organism: Penicillium arizonense
Lineage: Eukaryota; Fungi; Ascomycota; Eurotiomycetes; Eurotiales; Aspergillaceae
Gene: flbB
Product: protein flbB
Exons: 4
Coding region: 1-1176 (391 amino acids)
Cellular component (GO): RNA polymerase II transcription regulator complex
Molecular function (GO): transcription cis-regulatory region binding; DNA-binding transcription activator activity, RNA polymerase II-specific
Source: RefSeq, a predicted model, not a curated record